AUGGACACUGAUAAGAAAUUACACGGGCUCUUAUGGGAGUACGUGAGCCAGAAUACCCAUUUAGUAGAACAGGUAGCCUUUACAGUUGGUGGUUGUAUACCGGAACAUAGAGCACAUGUUGUCGGUAAAUCGGCUGACGUUUUGCAGUCUUCGGAGAGCCGUAUAAAUAGCGUAAAAGUUUUACGUUUUCAACUCUCAAAUAUUUUAAAUGCUUUAGAAGAAGUUUCUGAGACAGCUAAUGAUUUGAUGGCCCGAAAAGUAAAUAUUGCGAGUAAAAGUUUACAAGAUCAUAAUACGGAUAUAAAUACUUCUGUAAAAAUUGUUCAAAGUCUUAUACAGUUUUUGCAUCAAUAUAGAGAAAAUGGGUUUAAUUUUGCGAAAAUUGCUGCUAAAAAAUUAGCCGAAGAUGCCGAUAUUGCAGUUGCUUUCAAAAAUCCAAGAGUAAGAAAAAAGACGAAAUUAUUCGAUUAUGAAAAUGUCGACGAACCUGUGUUAAAUAAUGAAGAUCGGUUUCUUGACGAAGAUACAAAUACGCUCCAGGCACUUAAUAUUUUAAAAACAACUCACGGAUCAUUUCCUAAUCUAACCAUUGCUCUUAGAAUAAUGCUAACUAUUCAUGUGACAUCAGCUUGUGCAGAAAGAAGUUUUUCAAAGCUAAAAUUAAUAAAGACUUAUUUGCGCAAUCGGUUAGGCCAAGGCAAACUUUCUGAACUAGCUUUAAUAUCAAUUGAAGAAGAAAUAUCGUCCACCAUCGACUACAAACAUCUCAUCGACAUCUUCGCUUCGAAAAAGUCUAGAAAGAAAAUGUUUAGGUAA
Messenger RNA from Sipha flava (yellow sugarcane aphid), 816 nucleotides. RefSeq lists its product as uncharacterized. Lineage: Eukaryota; Metazoa; Arthropoda; Insecta; Hemiptera; Aphididae. The record is from RefSeq and is a predicted model, not a curated record. The transcript is spliced from 5 exons. The coding region runs from base 1 to 816 and encodes 271 amino acids. Gene Ontology annotation, molecular function: protein dimerization activity.